Pimephales promelas (fathead minnow) is the source of this 1385-nucleotide messenger RNA. The record is from RefSeq and is a predicted model, not a curated record. NCBI's taxonomy places the organism in Eukaryota, Metazoa, Chordata, Actinopteri, Cypriniformes, Leuciscidae.
CCGGAAGUGUUUUAAAACAUUCUAGCAGGUUGACACAGCAAGCGCGCGUUUGCGGUGCGUUCGCUACGCUUCGGUUUCUGUUUCGCGCGGAUUAUGAGAGCGCGGGAAGAAGGUGCUGAGGGUCGCGCGAGCUGAGUUGAUCGACGUGAAUCAUCAUCAUCUAUAUGGGCCAUCUUUUCUCCAAAAAUGGUUACAGCCUGAAGAAGAAAACACGGAAGCUGCGCAAGAAGAAGCGGCGGAGGAACUGCUUCCUUCAGGGUCCCUGCAUGCUGUGCUUCAUCGUCCACGGCCCCAGCGCGAGCAUCGAGGACGACUGGCCCUUCGAGGCGGCCAAACUCGCCGAGCGCUACGUGUCCCUGAACUCGCCCGAGGAGUGCGCCGCGUUCCUCCUGUCUCCGGGAGAGCUGGGCAUCUGGGAAGGCCAGGGUCGGGGUCUGCUGUCCGCCAAGCUAAUCGGGCCCCCGGCGCUCUUCUGCGUGGACUAUUCGGAAAUGGUGUGCAAGCGCAAGUGUGCUGAUCUGCAGCGGUGUUCGCCCCGCAAGCAGCCGCGCUGUGCCUUCCAGGAGCCCAUGGAGAACGAGGAGCGAGGAGACGCCGGGGCUCCCGAGAGCCAGUGUUUGCUUCGCCCGUCCUCUUCUAAUUCUUCUUCUUCUCCUUCGGACGGGUCCGGUGUGGCGUGGCGUACAGAUGCUAGCGGGGCCGCCGACGCCUCGUCCUCAUGCUCCUGCCAGCUGUCCCAGAACGAGGGAUCGGAGGAGGGAAAGAGCGCUGAGAACACAGACACGUCACACGUUAACCAGCUGCCCUCCUCCAUACUGCUCAAGGUGUUCUCGCACCUGUCGGUGAAGGAGCGCUGUCUCGGUGUGUCUCUGGUGUGUAAAUACUGGCGUGAUCUCUGCUUAGACUUCCAGUUCUGGAAGCAGAUCGACCUCAGCGGCCUCCAGCAGGUGAAGGACGAUCUGCUGGUGAAGAUCGCGUCCCGGAGACAGAACGUCACCGAGAUCAACAUCUCGGACUGCAGGAACGUUCAGGAUCACGGCGUCUGCUCUCUGGCGGCGAACUGUCCCGGGCUGAUCAAGUACACGGCGUACCGCUGUAAGCAGCUGAGCGACGUGUCCCUGUGCGCCGCCGCCGUGCACUGCCCGCUCCUGCAGAAAGUGCACGUGGGGAACCAGGACAAGCUCACCGACCACGCGCUCAGACUGUUGGGCGAACACUGUAAAGAGCUGAAGGACGUUCACUUCGGCCAGUGUUACAGCAUCAGUGACGACGGACUGGUCGCUCUGGCGCAGGGAUGCAACAAACUCCAGAGAAUCUACAUGCAGGAAAACAAACUGGUACGUGCCGUCGAGUCACAUGACAUGUUCAGAGCGCCGGACUCCUAA